Molecule: messenger RNA, 1886 nt
Organism: Aedes albopictus (Asian tiger mosquito)
Lineage: Eukaryota; Metazoa; Arthropoda; Insecta; Diptera; Culicidae
Product: pickpocket protein 28-like
Exons: 3
Coding region: 382-1827 (481 amino acids)
Biological process (GO): sodium ion transmembrane transport
Cellular component (GO): plasma membrane
Molecular function (GO): ligand-gated sodium channel activity
Source: RefSeq, a predicted model, not a curated record
UUAUCGCCAUGGUCAUCACGACACUCUUCACUGUUGUUGAAGCAGUACUUGAUUUAAUGAUUUAAUGUUCGCGUGAUGCUAAUUGUUACCCCUUUUGACACACUUCUAGGAGGCUAUACUCUAACGAUUGAUACAAAUCUGUUUAGAGUAGACUCUGCUUUUCGCUAUGAAUGAAACCAAAUCGUGGAAGUUAUACCUCAAUGAAUAUAUUUCUGAGAACUUCGUAUUCGCUGUUCGUUACUUGACAAUGCGGCACAUUGGAAAAGAAGAAAAGUACUUCGACUUGAUUUUUCGUGAAUCAAUCAGGUUAUCCACCAUCCCAUUUUCAGGUUGUGGUGGAUCUUGUGGCUCGGAGCAUCCUUGGGGGCAUGCAUAUUCUCUAUGGUUAAGAUGUACGAGAAGUGGGAUGCUGAUCCGGUUACCAUUGUGUAUGGUUCUGAUCUGAUGCCUGUGUCGACGAUCCCGUUUCCGGCCAUCACAGUUUGUCCUCUAUCGAAAUCACGUGCGGAUAUGUUCAAUUUGACAUGGGCGUUGGAAAUGAUGGAUCGAAAUGCUACGAUGUUGGAUGGAGACAUCGAAAGUAAGCUACGUGCUCUGGCGCAUGUUUGCGAUUUUCAAAAGAGUCUGACGAAACAUAAUUCGACAGGAAAGGGAAAUAUCGUUGACAAUCUACGAGUUAUGACACAACCGCUGGAAACCAUAAUGGUUCAUUGUUGGUGGAGAUCGAGAGAUAUUCCGUGUAAAAGUAUAAUGAUGGAACGCUUGGUAGAUGAUGGAAUUUGUUAUACGUUCAACUCAUUGGCUCUGGAAGAAAUCUACAGAAAGGAGCAGAUCUCACCUGACUUUCUGAACUUCUCCAAUAAACCCCCUCCUUCCGACUGGACUCAUGAGCAUGGAUAUCGCACAGGAGCAGGAUUUAAUGCAUAUCCGCAUCGACCUCUUUCCAAUGGAAUGAUCACAGGAGUUGUAUUAGGGAUGACCGUUAAUCGCGUUGACCAAGAGCCCUUGUGCAUGGGGCCGUAUGCAGGUUUCAAAUUCUCAAUCCAUUCUCCAGACGAGUUUCCUGUAACAGGAGAUCUAUUUUAUCGCUUGAAUAAUAUGAGUGCUGCUUUCGUGACCGUGAGCCCACAGGUCCACAAAGCGUCUGAACUGCUUAGAUCCAUCGAUCCAAUCAAGAGGAAAUGCUUUUACGCCGACGAAUAUUAUCUUCAAUUUUUCCGGCAUUACAAUGCCGUCAACUGUAUUGUUGAAUGUGUUGCCAACUAUACGUUGAUGAAAUGUGGCUGCGUAAAAUUCUCCAUGCCUCGAUUGGCCGAUACAAAAGUUUGCGAUGUAGACAAAAUAGACUGUUAUAAUAAUGCCCUUAAUGUAUUGUUCGAGUUAACUGUAAAGGCAAAAUUGGCCGGGAAGAAACACUACUUUUGCCAUUGUCUUCCUUCAUGUGCGUCGAUUCAAUAUGAGGUGGGGUAUACGCAAAUGCCCAUCAACGACUUACCAUUCAAGUUGGACUUCAUGCGUGAUAACGCAGAUCCUGGGGUGAUGUUCGUUUCGUUGAGAGAAAGACACUACUUCCCAUUGUGGCGCAUAGAACAAAUGGGAAUGAACCAGGCCAUUGCGCAGCUCGGAGGUCUGUUUGCGCUUCUGAUGGGAUCCAGUAUGCUGAGUUUGGCGGAAAUUGUAUACUAUUGUUGCGUUCGACGAUUCAGAAGAGAUCUACCAAGACUACAGCAGAGAAACAGUAAACAACGUGUGCGGAGUCGUGGUCAUCGGAUCCAUCUACGUGUUGAACCAUAUGCAAGAAAGCAGAAAUGGUUUGAAGGAUUUUAGCCGGUUUGUUGCAAUAUAAGUAAAUUUUGAAAAUAAAAUCUUUAUAUCAGUUUAUCAGA